Messenger RNA from Drosophila navojoa, 974 nucleotides. Its product is annotated as glutaminyl-peptide cyclotransferase. Lineage: Eukaryota; Metazoa; Arthropoda; Insecta; Diptera; Drosophilidae. The record is from RefSeq and is a predicted model, not a curated record. Gene Ontology annotation, molecular function: zinc ion binding; glutaminyl-peptide cyclotransferase activity.
AUGUUUCGCAUAGCUCGCGUCGCGUCGAGAGUUAGCAUUAUUCUGCUGGUGCUCAGCCUCGUAGUUUUGCUGUGGUUCUGGCAGCGCUCGUUUACGAUUAGAUACGAUGAAUUAUAUUUCAAUCAUACGCUGGCCAACAUUCUGAAACCGCGCUGGACGGGCAGCCCGGGUCACGAGGAAGUGGCCAAUUUUCUCAUGGACCAGCUGACUUCACUUGGGUUUAUUGCGUUGCGCGACGAGCUCUUUGACCAACGAAAAUUUACAAAUAUUUUGGGUAUUAUGAAUGUGGAUGCCCCAAGUUUCCUAUUGCUCAGCUGUCAUUACGACUCAAAGUUUUUGGAAAACUCUCCAGAUUAUGUGGGCGCCACAGAUGGCGCCGUUUCCUGUGCAAUACUUCUCCACGUGGCGAAGGCGUUAAAUGCGUAUCUUCGUGAGCGUUUCUCCAAUAAACAGGAUAUUGGCUUGAUGUUAGUAUUCUUUGAUGGUCACGAGUCCAUGCUGGACGUCAAAGAAGAUUUCAAUUCUCUUAACGGUUCGCAGCACUUUGCUUCGGUCGAAACUGUGCCCUUACAAAGCAUUGAGUUAAUCAUUUCAUUAAACCUGAUUGGCGCACCGAAUCAUAUCUUUCUGAGCCACUUUAAUAAUACGUAUACAUUGCAUGAGCGCCUGGCAGAUAUCGAAGUGGAGCUGCGCGAGGCAAGCAAGCUCACCGAGUGCCAUCAGCUGUUCCAUAAGAUCAAAGAUCAUGAUAGCGACAUUGAAGACGAUCAUUAUCCCUUUAUAAGCGAAGGCGUGGCAGCUAUGCAUAUAGUGCCCCAUACCUAUCCAGAGUAUUGGCAUACAGAGAAGGAUGACUUAUCGAAUCUCUAUUGGCCAGCAAUACGUAAUAUGAACUUAAUUUUUCCCCAAUUCGUUUACGAGUAUCUGGAAAAUCAUAUGGAAUUCCUAUCAAUAAUUGGCAAAUAUAAAUAAUA